Molecule: messenger RNA, 302 nt
Organism: Closterium sp. NIES-67
Lineage: Eukaryota; Viridiplantae; Streptophyta; Zygnematophyceae; Desmidiales; Closteriaceae
Source: the annotation of a GenBank genome assembly
AUUAACUGCCGAAAUGGACUAUAUAGCUAUUCCCUUCGGUCUGACAAACGCCCUUGCAGGUUUUCAGAUGACCAUGAACCAGAUCUUCAGCUCGCUCAUAGAUAACUGUGUUAUAGUCUACCUUGACGAUAUACUGAUCUGUAGCGAGAUCCGGCAGCAGCACUUAAAGGACCUCGAAGCAGUUUUCACGCUAUUGCAGGAGCAUCGCCUGCUCACGAAGGGGUCCAAGUGCAAGUUUUUAAAAGAAAGCUUAGAAAUUCUAGAAAGGGACUGAGUACAGGUGGGGGAGAAAGAGCAAGCUA